AUAGAAAAGAUUGCUUCAGAAGACUUUGAGAAACCGUAAACUCGUACGCUAGAUGUCACUAUAAUUCCAAAUGUAUCAAGUGGGUGCAACUUGGGUCACCGCACUGGAUGAAUGUGCGCACAUAGGAAGACGUUCAGUUUCUUUGGCGAAAUUAGAACAUUGAUUCCUAAAACAAUAAGGGUUAGAUUAUUUGAUAUUCAGAUUUAUUAUAAAAUCAUUUAACGAGACUAAUAUAUGAGUGGAAUGCAGGUACUGGGCACAUUUACGCAUCACAAUUCCAAAGGGCAAACUGUUGCAAUACAUUUUGAGCAAAUACAGUUUUCCUAAACUACCUAAUGUAAUAUGAUUGUUCAUUAAUCAUGCAACUUCAUAUAUGAGAUUGCUAUUGUUGAACCAUUCCUCCGGAUGACAGAUCAAGUGAAAUGGCGAAAGCUGAUCUCUCAGGUGUGAGCACUGUUGAGAAAGAACAUUGACGAGAAUCACACAGAACGGCAGGACCGAGCACAGCUUUCCCGUAGGUGCAGGUUUGAGUGGUUUCAAACAAGAAACUGCGCUACACUUCAUACAUUUACAGCAAUAACCAUUGGAGAUUAGAGUCGACAAAAAACUAGCGCAAGCACAGGCAACAUUUUGAACAGCAUCGAGGGUAUCAUACGCGCGCAAAAUGCUAUAUUAUUUCAAAUCCAUUUACUCAGCCUGUGUUAUAUUCAGUAUGAUUUUGAUGCCAUUAUCUUUUGGUGAGAUGUAUACGUCAUUAUUGAACGUAAAACAAGCCAUCAACGUUGAAAGACAACUUAUUGAUCAUUUAGAAACUUACAUCGAACACGAAUCAGAGAGACUUGAAGACAUCAAAAGGUUUUAUGCAAAGGUUUCAGACUUGCACAAUGAGGUAUACAGUGGACCAUCAACUGCUAUGGCAAACCCCUUGGUGGCGUUCACUCUUAUCAAGCGCUUGCAGUCCGAGUGGCUGAAUCUGAUCUACAGUGAUGAGGCACAAGAGAACACUCAAGCCUUCAGGUCUGGUUACGAGGAGGUGGAGAAGGAGGGCAGCUUGCCCAAACUGGAGGACCUUCAGGGGGCUGCCAAGGGCCUGAUGAGGCUACAGGAUGUGUAUGCCCUUCAAGUGGGGGGACUUGUGAGAGGUCACUUCCAGAGGAUCACUAACGGCAACCCCAUUGAUAUCUACAGUCCCACAGUAUCUGUUCCUCUUUCUGGGGAUGACUGCUUCCUGGUUGGGAAGGUUGCCUAUGAGCUGGAGGACUACUACCAUUCAGUGCAGUGGCUGGAGGAGUCAGUGCGUCUGUUCCGAGGGGCAGGGGGGGAAUGGAGCCCAGAGAAUGAGGGAACUCUUGAAGAUGCUCUGGAUCACCUGGCCUUCUCUCACUUCAAGACAGGAAACAUCUCCUAUGCACUGAGUCUCUCUCAGGAGUUGUUGAACCAUGAUCCGAUGAACGGGAGAGUUUUGAAGAAUGUAGAGAAGUAUGAGCGACUGCUUGUUGACAGUCCACCCUUACUGAGCACUGACACUGGGUUGAAGAGGCCCAACACCACCUAUCUACGGACAAGGAACACCUACGAGAGACUGUGUCGGACACAGGGCACUCAGCCAACGCAUUAUGAAAACCCCCUGCUGUUCUGUGACUAUUUCAACAAUGACAGUCCUGGGUUGCUACUGCAGCCAAUCAGACGUGAGGUGCUGAACCUGCAGCCGUACGUGGUCCUCUACCACAGCUUCAUCACUGAUUCAGAGGCAGAGAGUAUCAGGGACCUCGCCCACACAGGGUUAAGGAGAUCUGUGGUGGCAUCUGGAGAGGAACAGGCUACUGCAGAGUAUCGCAUCAGCAAGAGUGCAUGGUUAAAGGAGACAGCCCACCCUAUCAUUGGGAGGCUGGACCAGAGAAUCACCUUGCUCACAGGUCUCAAUGUGCAGCCUCCGUAUGCAGAGUACCUCCAAGUGGUGAACUAUGGGAUUGGAGGACACUAUGAACCCCAUUUUGACCAUGCAACGUCAGCAUCAAGCCCCCUUUUUAGGCUCAACACUGGGAAUCGAGUGGCAACCUUCAUGAUAUACCUCAGCUCUGUGGACGCAGGUGGGUCCACAGCCUUCAUCCAUGCUAACUUCAGCGUUCCUGUUGUGGAGAAUGCUGCCCUCUUCUGGUGGAACCUCCAUAGGAACGGUCAAGGAGAUGGGGACACUCUGCAUGCUGGCUGCCCUGUCCUUGUUGGGGACAAAUGGGUGGCUAACAAAUGGAUCCAUGAGUACGGCCAGGAGUUCCAGAGACGCUGCAGCCCCAAUCCUGAGGAGUGAGAGGGGAGAAAGCAGCUGCUGGGACCACUUGGAGUACAAGAGUCCGCCUCCACAAUGGAGCCGCGCGCACCACGCAGGCAGAGAGAGGGAGGGAACGAGAGAGGGAGCAAGAGGGCAUGAGAGAGAGCUAGCAGCUGGGGGAGGGGAAGGCAACCAAGGAGCAGCCUUGUGAUUGGAGCUUCAGGCCCAAGGGAACAAGGAGCACAGACACUGCUGGAGGGGGCUGGAAUGGCAGGGGGCUGAGCUGGUUUUGGGAAGGAGGAGGGGGUGGAGGGGGCAUUUGGCCCCAAAGGCAGAGCGGCCUCUUGCUCCAACUCCCCAGUCUGUCCCUGCUGGAGCAGAGAGAGAGAGAGAGAGAGAGAGAGAGAGGCCUCUACCCUCACACACUGGGCUGGUUUCAGUUAACUCUGCUAGGCUGUUUGCCUCCGGUGUCAGUUUGUUUUGAAAAAAUAAAAAUACGUAUAAUGCAGCCUUUUGAAAAUUGAUGCACUGAAUCUGGCAGGAUACUCUUCACACAGACUGAUCUCAUUAGCGCAGCACUGAUCUUUAUCAGAAUAUUUAGUUUUAGAAUUAUAUUUCUGUAACCAUCUUACACCUUAAGAAUGUAGUUAAGAGCGGUGCUGUGAUUGAGGAAAAGGGUUAUUGUGACUGUUUCCUAUUCAUGCUCAGUCAGUUCAGGAAACCAAAGGAGAUGAGGUAACCGUCUCUCCCACUGAGGGGCUUGAUGUCAUUUGGUGUGUUCUCUAUUGCUCAUCUCCUUGUAGCUAAUGGGAUGGAUAUGAGUCAAACCUGUUUAGUCUUCUAACUCCCAUUCAGAUGCAUCGUUCAUUAGUCAUGGUCUAUAUGAAAAUGUAUGCACUCGCUAACUGUAAGUCGCUCUGGAUAAGAGCGUCUGCUAAAAUGACUAAAAUGUAAAAUGUCUGUAAACCAGAUGAUUGGGAAGUGGGAACACAUCUGCUUUAGUACCGAGUCUCUUACCUCAAAUCCUGGGUGUCUAGCUGCAUACCAACCAGCCAAAAGAUUUGUCUGUAUGUAGGUCAGAGAGUGCAUGCCAGCUUUCACACCUAGUCUAUGAGGAGAGAGUGAGGAGUAAAAUGUACUAUAGGAACUGUAGGCUCCAAGGGGCUUUUCUGUGAGUGUGAUUCUUUGGGCGGGCUGCUGCCUUUUGAGUGACAGGGAGUGUUGAGGAAGGGAGAGGGGUUCAACAGGGACUAUAUCUCUGCCUGCUGGGAUGUAAGGAAGUAUUCUCUCCAGUGCACAACCCCAUACCACUCCUCCCCUUUAGACACACACACACACACACACACCACACACACAGAUACAAACACAGGGGCCAUAUACUACAGGAAUGCUGCAUGCUCCCAGCUGCAUUCAUAAACAGUAGACCUUGAUUGUUCCCCCUGGAAUGGAUUGACAGGAGGCCCAUGCUUGAUAAAAUGCAUGGAGGAUGGAGGUUAAGCCUUUGGAGUUUCUCCAACCAAGAAAAUUAGUAUUCUCUGGAAUUCUCAAUCUUUAUAUGGUUUUAAAAUAAAUACACAUUUUU
Messenger RNA from Coregonus clupeaformis (lake whitefish), 3851 nucleotides. RefSeq names its product prolyl 4-hydroxylase subunit alpha-3. The record is from RefSeq and is a predicted model, not a curated record. Gene Ontology annotation, cellular component: endoplasmic reticulum. Lineage: Eukaryota; Metazoa; Chordata; Actinopteri; Salmoniformes; Salmonidae. Gene Ontology annotation, biological process: peptidyl-proline hydroxylation to 4-hydroxy-L-proline. Gene Ontology annotation, molecular function: L-ascorbic acid binding; procollagen-proline 4-dioxygenase activity; protein binding. Bases 665 to 2308 code for a protein of 547 amino acids. The transcript has 13 exons.